AUGGAGGCUUUGGGGGCUUUUUUUGAAGAAGAAUGGGAAUCAUUGAGCAAAAUGUUCUCCACAGAAGAGGCUAAUUUCAUGGUGCAGUUGCACGGUCACGAUGAGCGCGGCGGUCUGAGCUUUGAAACUUCAUCACCCUUCUGGCCGUCUGAUGAAGGCUAUGAAGCUAACACAAAUAUGGCUGUGCUUGAUCAAAAUUUAUUUUAUUCUUCUGCUAUCAACUCUAAUUUUCAGUAUUUUUCUCAGGAAAGUAGUACUAGUAGUGGUAGUAAUGUUGACACCUUUUUUCCCAAUCCAAACCAUGAAAACUACCACCUCAAUCUCAAUGAUUCUAACCAUAUCUCAAUGACAAACAAUGUCUCCGAGUCCAUGGAUUUUUAUAUGAUGGACAAGAAAAGAAACAGCUCACUGAUUAAUCCAAUUCUUUCCGAUGAUUUAAUGGAAGACAUUCUCUGCUUGAAUGAUGAAAUGAGCAGCGACCAAUUCGGAAAUGUAGGUCAGCCAGAAGCUAAUACUGAUCCUAGCAAGGAGCUGCAGCUCAAGAGGAAGUUCGAUGUGCCAGAACUACACAUUGACAACGCGUCUGUGAAUCCAAAGAAGUCUCGGGUUUCAAGAGAUACAAAAAAAUGUAACAAGAACGCGCAAGGAAGGAAGAGCCAGAAGCUCACCACAAAAGGCAAUGUCGACGAAGAAGAGACUAAUAUUGCUAGACCAAAUGGACAGAGCUCUACUUGUUACAGCUCAGAAGAUGAUUCUAAUGCUUCUCAGGAGCUAAAUGGAGAGGCCACUUUGGAUUCUAAAGGGUCCGCGGCUCUCAACAAGAAUGGGAAGACAAAAGCCUCUAGGGGUUCUGCAACUGAUCCCCAAAGCCUCUAUGCAAGGAAGAGAAGAGAGAGAAUAAAUGAGAGAUUGAGAAUCUUGCAGAAUCUUGUCCCUAAUGGAACAAAGGUUGACAUUAGCACAAUGCUUGAAGAGGCAGUCCAAUAUGUGAAGUUUUUGCAGCUUCAAAUAAAGUUAUUGAGCUCUGAUGACAUGUGGAUGUAUGCUCCCAUCGCCUACAAUGGAAUGGACAUUGGACUCUACCGAAAGAUUUCAUAA
Messenger RNA from Cornus florida, 1098 nucleotides. Its product is annotated as transcription factor RSL2-like. Lineage: Eukaryota; Viridiplantae; Streptophyta; Magnoliopsida; Cornales; Cornaceae. The coding region runs from base 1 to 1098 and encodes 365 amino acids. The transcript has 5 exons. The record is from RefSeq and is a predicted model, not a curated record. Gene Ontology annotation, biological process: regulation of transcription by RNA polymerase II. Gene Ontology annotation, cellular component: nucleus. Gene Ontology annotation, molecular function: protein dimerization activity; DNA-binding transcription factor activity, RNA polymerase II-specific; RNA polymerase II cis-regulatory region sequence-specific DNA binding.